GACAGUAAAAUUUUUUUAUUUUAUUAGGUUGAUGAUGAAGAAGCUGGGAUAAUAUUAGAGAUUCCUGGUGAUCCACUGUGCCCUGUAAAAACACUCAGGUUUUAUUUAAGCCGUUUGAAUCCAGCCUGCCGAGCCUUAUUUCAACGACCCAAAGAACACAUAUACGAGCAGGACACGUGUUGGUAUGUUAAUUCUCCCGUUGGUAAGAAUAUGCUAGCUACUAUGAUGUCCACUAUCUCCAAGUGUGCUAGACUCAGCCGUGUUUAUACAAAUGUCCGCAUCCGAGCCACAACCUAUUCACCUGCAGAUGGCAAAGGCUGCAUCCCUUGUACAGACAUGGCUGAGCAACCGAAUGAAAGGAAUAACGGUGAAGUCGUUGAGAACAAUAAGAUUGAAAUAAUCCCAAAGUCUUUACCUCAGAACUCUCAUAUUAUCAAACAGCUAAAUGCCCCCAUUGUUCAGGCCGCAUCUCUCUUGUCUGUAGCUGUCUCAAAACCUCUGAGUACGGUCACAAAUGCAACUGCUCCAAGUGGUUCACUCAUCAACAGAGUUUUUCCCAUUGCCCUUACAAAUGCUCAAAAGAAUGAAAUACUCAAUGGUCAGCUUGUAAAUAACAAACCAACAGCGGAGGAAAUACCUCCUUCAUCUUCUCGUAACUGUGAUUGGUGUAAAAAGGAUUUAAGUUCUGGAGGAAUGGUGCUGAAAUCAAGUGAGGCUGGAAAAGAGUAUUGUUCUACAGAAUGUUUGGGAAAAUGCUUGGCGAGAGAGCACAAAGAUGAGUUGACUCCCCCUGCUGAUGCUGAAAAGGAGAAUGGUAGUGCUGCUACGCUUGAUGCCAACCCUAAUCCAAAAAUCCAAAAACUACUUACGUUGUGUUCGUCUGCUAAUCUACUCAUACCUUUUCCUUCCAUCUGUAAAGAAUAUGCAACUCCUGCUGCUGCUCUUCCUGAAAAUGAAACAAUUACAAAUGGUGAUGUGAAAGAAGAAUCAAGAAGUUCUUCUCCUCUACUUAUUGUACCUGAUGAAGUAUAUCCAGAAGCUAUCUUAGAAACUGUGGACUCAGAUCCAGAUAAUGAAAUGGAAAGUGAAGAUGUAGAGGAGCAGCAUCAUCAUCAUCAGCCUGUUGUUUUGAAAAAAUCGACGCGUGAUCAAGAAGUGAUGUGCCAGCCUACAAUGACCUCCUGUGCCAUAUCAUGUAAACCCAUUCUCAAAAACCAAGCCAUUCAGACAGAUUUCAGCACCUACUUCUCAGAUAGCAUAUUUGGCAACAGCAGCAGCCUCUUUCCCAAAUAUGUCCUGAGCAGUUCUUGCUGCAGCAAAGAUGAGGAUGUUGAUACAGCAGAUGUUAUUGAAGAGUAUUCAGUUCUGAAUGGUGAUUCUUUUGAAUGUUUCUCAGAUGCUCAAGAUACAAGCUCACUUUGGAUGUCUGUGGAGGAAUGUGACGAGGAGGAGGUUGAAGAAUGCAUCCCUUCCCCCAUCCCUGUCAUUAAAGUUGAAGAGCCUUAUAUACCCGACCCUCUUGCCAGUGCUUACUCUCAACGUGGGCGUACCACCAAGCGUACUACUUGGGAUGAAAUUGCACAGAGAAGUAAACUUCAAACACUGUGGGGUGUUAAAGUUUUUAGAGAAUGGCUUCAGUCAAAAGGAAGUCGUAGAGAUUUCGAACACCUCGAUGCUGUCAGCCUGGCGGGAAUACUGGAGGAAUUCUAUGAGAACCUGACAAAACCUGAUGGGGAAGAAUACAGUGUCAGCACCAUGCACACAAUUCGAGCCAGUAUCAGUCGUUACUUAACUCUGCCGCCACAGAGCAAACCUUUUAGUAUUAUCCGAGACAGAGAGUUCAAACGAGCAAACGAGGCCUUUUAUCGCCGUAUCCGCCGCUUGCAGAAUCCGCGUCAACAACCUGCCUUCCAUUAUGCAACGGGAAGGACUGCCCUUUGGCAGCCCCACCCUCUUAGCCACCCUUCCCCCCUCACUAUACCUUGCAACAGUAAUGGUAUCAUGCUAGUCCAGUUGGGCCCACAAUAAAGAGAGUAGCUCAUGGUUGAAGUGUGCUUAGCACAGAUUCACUUAUUAUAAAGGUUCAUUAGUCCGAUGAUGGAGAGUUUUAAAAAUAUAAAUUUGUGUCGCCCCCGGUGAAAAAAAGUUAUUAUCUUAGCAGAUGUCUGUUUAAACUUUAUUUUUAUACUGGAGAUCUCAUAACUCUGUGUAGAAUAUUUGUUUUUUAUGUGCAAAUGGAGACUGUUGCAUUAUAACAAAAAAGCCUUUUUUUCUUUGCAAGUCUUUCCUCCAGUUCUUGUAUUGUUGAGUCCUGCCUACAGGCAGCUAUAGUUAUGCAUGAUUUUAGUGUAUGUGUUUUAUAUUUAUUCUAAAUAUUUGCGUCACAAAAUUCAAUCGAUUUCUCUGUCUGUUUUAUGUUUCACUGGUGUUAUGUCUGCUGAUGCUUUUUAAUACUGAAAUCAUGCCAGUAUACUCGAGCAAUACAAAGCCUUCUAGAAAUUUUUGCCUUUUAAUAAUAAAUCUGAUGUGCGUGAAACUAUUUUAAUAAAUUGAUGUUCUCUUCUUUUGGUAAUAAAUACUUACCUGUGCAUGCUGUUGUUAAAAGCAAUAAGAUGAAGUAUUUUUAACACAACGAAAUUUGAUUAUUUUCUUUGUCUAUUUUUUAAAUUGAAUAAAAAAUAGCUAUACAGCAUUUGUACGCUGAAUUGUUCAGGGAUAGUUGUGAAAAUACAUACCGGUUACGAGAUUGAAAAAAAAAAAUUUCACGUUAAAUCUGUGGCUGUGCAUUUUUAAUUUAUGACAGUAUUAGUUGCAGUUGAAUGUAGUUCAUAUUUAUACUCUACUUUGUUAGAGGGCAAAGAGAGAAAGAGAGAGCUUUUUUUACAUCAUCAGCUUUAAAAUGUUAUGUUGAUUUAUUUUUUGUGUGUCUUUUCUUUCUGAAUUAGUUUGUUGUAUGUGAAAUAUUUAUUGUUAGUAUAGAAAUCUAAUGCAAAAUUAUAACUUUUAUCAGUUUAAUGUUGCUAGUCAAAUAAUCAUGAUAUAUGUGUGAUUUCUUUUUAUGUUCAAUCAAACUUUUAAAUGGAGAUAUCAAGAGUUGAUGAAUUUAAAGCAGAAAAUGUAUGAAAUUGGAACAGAAAGAGAUAA
Messenger RNA from Parasteatoda tepidariorum (common house spider), 3144 nucleotides. NCBI's taxonomy places the organism in Eukaryota, Metazoa, Arthropoda, Arachnida, Araneae, Theridiidae. The record is from RefSeq and is a predicted model, not a curated record.